UUAUUUCUUGUUUUCUGUGAGAAUAUACUGAAUUAGCAGAAGACAGAUCCACGGGAGGGGAAGCAAAAAUGAAUCGGCUCCUCGGCACGUCUGGAUGAACACGGUGGCGAGAGGCAAUUUAUACCAAAGCGUUUCUAUCAUCUUCGAUUUAUACCUCAACCCGAAGAGCUUGUGCCUUGCGACAUUCGACGGUGAUUUUUAUUUCGCAGGGCAAACGGCUGGUCGGCCGGUUAACGGCAGGAAUUGAACGUUGAAUGCAAAGAUCCUAUAGGUUGAUUGAGUGUAGUCGCUGGUUGGCCAUCGGCUUGAGCCGGCAUUGGGCAACGUGAGGCCGUGCUAUGGAGGAACUAAGCCAGGUGUUGUCAGCCAGCUUUACCGUCUCUCAGGACCCCAACAGCAUCGCCGCUCCACACCCUCGCCUUGCCCAGUACAAGGCCAAAUACAAUGCACUAGAGCAAACAGAACGCAGGCGGAAACUUCUGGAAAUCCAAAAAUCGCAGCGGCUGAAUUACGUUAAUCAUGCCAGACGCCUGGCUGAAGAUGACUGGACGGGAGGAGACGACAGCGAGGAGGAGUCCAAGGAGAAGGAGGAAAUGGAAGUAGAGGUGGCGAAGAAGAAACUGCCCAAACGUUAUGCAAACCAGCUGAUGCUGUCUGAAUGGCUGGUGGACGUGCCAUCUGACCUGGCUGAAGAGUGGCGCCUGGUGGUCUGUCCCGUCGGCAAGCGCAUUCUCAUUAUCGCUUCCAAAGGGAGCACAGCAGCGUACACGCGCGGUGGAUAUUGCGUGAACAGGUUUCCGUCAUUCCUUCCCGGUGGAAACCGGCACAACUCGGCCAUUGGCAAAGACUACACCAUAUUGGACUGCAUUUUCAGUGAAGUGGACAGAACAUUCUUUGUCUUGGAUGUGAUGUGUUGGAGAGGCCAUCCAGUCUAUGACUGUCAGACAGAAUUCAGAUUUUUUUGGCUUCAAUCAAAAUUGCAAGAGGAAGGUCCGAAGCUGUCGGAGAUAGUGACCCGGAAUCCAUUCAAGUUUGUGGGAUUGUCAAAUGUGCCGUGCACACCAGAAGCAAUUUGCCAGGCGUUGGCUGCCGAUUAUCCUUUUGAGGUGGAUGGCCUGUUGUUCUACCACAGCCGGACGCACUACACCCCAGGGAGCACGCCGCUGGUGGGCUGGCUGAAGCCCUACAUGGUGGGCGACAUUCUGGGGAUGUCCGUCCCGGCCGGCCCUCUGACCUCGAAACCCGACUACGCCAACUCUCAGAUGCAGCAGAUCAUCGAGCUGAAGAAGAACAAGGGCGGUGGGCAGGACGAUGCCAACGUGGGCACGAAGGGGAUGUCGAGACCGGGCCGCUACGAACUGGAACAUCUCUCCACCCCCAGGAAGACCAAGAGCACUCCCACCAAGAUGGAAUGUGCAAGCAAAAGCGAAAGCUAAGUGCCCUAUCUGUGUCGGGCAGGGUUCCCUCCCCUCGAAGCCUCUCUGUUUAUAUUGUGGAGCUGCUUGCAACAUGAGUUCUCCUUCACCCGGGGUUUCGAUUUGAAUGAGGAUUGUUGGGAGGGACUGGCUGGGGCUGCUGAACGUGGCUGAAAGUAGCCUCGAGGGUCUGGAGAAUCUCGAGCUGUUGCUGCUGCUUCUGUAUAAACAUGGAGGGCUCUUCUUUGUGAGAGGGGAAGCAGAGGUUAAACUCACUGGGAAUCCAAGGACAGUCACUGGACAGGGCACUUGAGAACAUCAUAUUUGUGCCAGUAUGUGUUUGUACCAAGUGGACACUUUCCCAAGAGCCUUGGAUUCUACAGUUGUCUGUUUUUACACAGCAGGGGAGGAAUUGGUAGCAGUGUGUGUUUUUAUUAAUUGAGUUAAUUACAUAAGAGUAUUGGUAAGUCUCACCUGGGAGUGUGAAGUAGAUACAUAGAUACGUUAUUAUUACUUGUUACAUGUUACAUUGAGAUUCUUUGUUUUACAUAUCAUACACAAGGUAUGCAAAGAGUCACCACGUAGAGGGCAUUGUAUGAGCAUGAUAUUCCACACAUCCCACUAUAAGAACCUAGGUCAAAUCUGUAAUCAUUUUAAGCUGAGGGUUCAAAUUCAAUCUUUGGCUACCUGGGCUCCACCCGCACGUUUGAUGCUUUAACGGUUGUUAGUGAUCAUUAAAUGUAGCUGCAGUCCCUCCAGCAGUGUCUACUGUCCCUCUUUAGUCUCCUGGCCGCUCCCUCAUUUAGCCAUGAACUCAAAUGCUCACUGGCAUUGCCAAGGGAUAUUUGCUCCCAGUGACUUGUUGAAUUUGACGCGGAACUUCUCUCCUUGAAAUACCUUUGUAAAUAUGUGAACCUUCACCUCAAUGGAAAGCCUGUUUUAUUUUGGGCAUUUCUCUCCCAGGCUAACGCUUUUUAACGCUUGAUUUAUUGCUUUGUGAUAUACUAACGAUGCUUGAAUGUGCUGCCUACCGGUCUUGUGACCUGCCUUUUAAUAAAUCAAACUGUUCUCAUUGUCA
Messenger RNA from Leucoraja erinaceus (little skate), 2493 nucleotides. It is a transcript of the gene snupn, whose product is annotated as snurportin 1. Lineage: Eukaryota; Metazoa; Chordata; Chondrichthyes; Rajiformes; Rajidae. Gene Ontology annotation, molecular function: nuclear import signal receptor activity; protein binding. The record is from RefSeq and is a predicted model, not a curated record. Gene Ontology annotation, biological process: snRNA import into nucleus; protein import into nucleus. The transcript has 9 exons. The coding region runs from base 339 to 1436 and encodes 365 amino acids. Gene Ontology annotation, cellular component: nucleus; cytoplasm.